Microbotryum saponariae is the source of this 3185-nucleotide messenger RNA. NCBI's taxonomy places the organism in Eukaryota, Fungi, Basidiomycota, Microbotryomycetes, Microbotryales, Microbotryaceae. The record is from the annotation of a GenBank genome assembly.
AUGAGUUCGGUCGCGGGCGGUGGACCACCCCUAUUCACUCACUCAGCAAGCAGCAGUAGCAUCGAUCGUCCUCCCGAGGCGAGUACUUCAUCCUCCGCUUUAUCAAAUCAGCAUGACAGGAAGCGUCCUAGGGCAAGUACGUCCAAGAUGCCGCAAGAGCCAACUCUUCGGCAUCCACAUCACCAACAGCAGCAGCAGCAACAGCAACGCGCGGGUUCGGGCGGGCACGAUGAAGAUAAAGUGAUGGCUAAUGGAGGCGAGGAGGAGGAGAAUAUACGCAAGAGGAGACUGGCACUUUCUUGUGAGUUGAUGUGGGGCAUGCCGUAUUCGAGCUUCGAUUUCGUUGACCGGGUUUCCAUACGGUGGGCAGGCUCCGAGUGCCAGCGCCGAAAGAUCAAAUGUGUGAGUGGCCAAAGACCAUCCUGUCCUCAGAGACUUUAUCAGCACUUCCACUGACGGUUCUUUUCCCCUUCUCGCUCUCAGGACCGAAAACAACCUUGUUCGGCGUGCAUCCGACGCAAAGUCGCGCACAACUGCAACUGGGACGACGACCCGGACUCGUCAGGACAAUUCGCGCUCAACUCGGACGUGCGCCACAUUCAUCGUCGUUUGGCUCAUUUGGAAUCUUUGGUCCAAGGAUUUCACCCUGAAGCUGUGUUAUUACCGAAUUUGAAUGACUCUACGAGUGCGAGUGCGAUGGUCCUGGGGGCUGCGAUGGAUUCACAAGGGACUCGGAGAGCGGCGACAAAUCCUUUGACCUCGGAACCGAAUUCACCCCGGACCUCGAGACGCUCGUCGCAAGCCAUACGCGAAUCGGAUGCGCAACACCGAUCCCAACAAACGGCACGCCAAAGCGAAGACCAAGAAACUCGUCAGGAUCCCCAUUCCGAUACCGAGGAUGCGGUCGCCGAUCUCGAAUCCGUCGCAUUUGGCGCCCGAGUCCCCGUCCUGCAAGCCGUCAACGCCGCCGCAGAAAUGAACGCCAGUCGACCCGUCCAAUCCCGCGUCGGGAUCGAACUCACAAGCGCUUUAACGAGCAUCAUCGCGGAACCUUUGUCGUACGACCAGGAUGGGCGCCCUAGGAGUGCGGUGAGGUUGGGUUUGGAUCUAGCGGUGCCGACGAAGCAGUUGCCCGAUGCGAGGAGUGAAGCGAUGGCGCAGAUCUUUGCAGUCUUGCCCGGGAAGGAGAUUGCGAGGUUCUUGAUUGACAAAUAUUUUGAUGAGGUAUGUUACUGUGUCACCCUCAGUUAGUACUGGUGCUGAUGUAUUCUGUUGCAUCGCUCAGAUGGAGUGGGAUUUUCGCAUUCUCGACCCCGUCGCUUUCCCUAUCGAGCACGAACGCUACGUCGAGAUGAUCGCGGAGGGGAGGGAAGACUCGAUCGACCCACUCUGGGUCGCGGUCUUUUGUAUGGCAAGUCUACUGGGCUUUCGAUUCCGUCGUUAAGCCCGCCCGAGCUAACUCGGAAUCCUCGGACUACUUGCCGCAGGUUCUCGCAUUGUCUUUGGAAGGGUUUUGGUCUCGCUCGAAUGGCAAAAAGGAUCUCUCGCUUUUUCAUGGUCUGACCGAACGGGAGUUGCAGGACCUACCUUCCGUCUUUCACGAUGCGUCGUUACGGGCUCUACAGCUCGGUGAAUGGGGUGGCACACCGAGGAUCCGUACGAUCCAGACCAUCAUCCUUUUUGGGCAGUACAUCCAGCUCUCGUCGCAAUCGGGUCAGCAAGGCCGCUUUCUCGGCUGGGCCGCAAGUGGGAUCAGGAUCGCCCAACGCAUGGGGCUACAUCGGCUCGGGUCCAAUCCUCGCACAAUGCCACCCGACGAUCCUGCCCUUCCCCCCGGUGUCAACUCGCUCAAGCGCGAGACAGCCGUUCGAGUGUUCAACUACCUCGUUCUCAUCGAUUCGUUCCUGAGCGAUUCGGCCGUCUUCAGAUGCUACAUCCUUCAUCCGUCACAAUACAACACGUGUCGACCUCUAAACCUCAACUUUGACGAUUUGUCAAGAACCGAAUGGAGGACCAUCACCCCUCCCCCGAAGAACGUCUACACCGAUGCGAGCUUUGAGAUCGCGCAAUGCGAGUUGGGGGCUCAAGUCCGUCGAGUGCUGGACGAGUUGGUCCUUUCGGGGAAACCUUUUUCGUACUCGGCCGUCAUGGAGCAGGAUGCUUUGUUCCGUCGUGUGUUUGAGGGACUGCCAGACGUGCUGUCGACAGCGAACCCUCCCGUCGAGUCGGUGCAGAUAAGGUAUCAGAGGUCGCUGUUGCACGAAGACGUCUACGCCCGACUGGUGCGCCUGCAUCGACCUUUCCUCUUGCGUGGGUACGGCCCGACCUCGCCUUACCGCUACUCAACGAGCUCGUGCGUCGACGCAUCAAGAUCCAUCAUCCGAUCCAACUAUGACCUCCUGAGCAUUACAGGCUCCUUAUGGUGGAUGUUCACCUCUUCGAUGCGCGCAACGAUCGUGUGCUUCAUGGAUCUCUUUCAUGCGAUCGAUACCGAUCGACCCGAAGUUGAGAUCAAGGAGAAACGAGCGGUGUUAAUGCAAGCUUCCGUCAUCUUCGCGACUCAGGUUCAUUCGCCUGCGCUUCAGGCGGUCGUGGAACAAGGUCGUCGGAUCCUGAGUGGUCUUUUCGCAGCGGAGGAGAAUCGACGAACGACAUUGGCGGCGCAUACACUAGCAGGAGGUGGAGUCGCUCCUGCCCAGGAAACCUUUGCGCAGGUGUUGAAGAGGGUCUCUAACGAAAUAGCAAGGGAGGAAAGGGCGCUGUUUGCAGCUACGUCGAACCAUCUCCCUCCUUCACCUUUCCCACCUCCUUCUUCCGCCUCGUCUUCAGCGACGUCGGCGCCGUUCGUCACGCAUCAAUUGGCGUACGGGGCGCCUGCUGCAGAUCCAGGGGCGUUCGAAUAUUGGAGCUCGAUGAAUCACGUCAACUCCAACUUCCCCAACAAUCAACAACAAGGUGGCAACUCCGCCUCCCCUUCGAUGAGUAGCUACGUGCGCACACCGACGAGUUUCCCCCUCGUCGGAGGACCGGUGGGUACUAGUUCAGCGACGGCGAUCAAUGGGCAAGAUUUCGCGAGCUUUUUCGAGACGUUGGCGAGUAAGGAUUGGGCCAAUGCUGCAGGUUUGAAUGGGAGUGAUGGCGGCCAGGAGAGUGGGCUUUUGGGACAGAUGGCGGCAACUUGGUGA